Molecule: messenger RNA, 1763 nt
Organism: Rubroshorea leprosula
Lineage: Eukaryota; Viridiplantae; Streptophyta; Magnoliopsida; Malvales; Dipterocarpaceae
Source: the annotation of a GenBank genome assembly
ACCAACAAAAGCUCCCUCUUUUUCAUUCAAUGCAAGGCAACAAUGGCGCACCUUUGCAACCUCCAAAUCCGUGUUAAUGCUAAAUACGUAUUCUUUAUCGAUGAGAACAUCAUAGCAGCAUUCUCAGGACGGUUGAAGAAGAUCAUCAAGAACGAAAAAAGAAGAACCCAAAUCAAGAAUUCCGGUAUAGAAAUCUAUGACUUCCCCGGAGGUCCAGAUGGGUUUGAACUUGUCUCCAGAUUCUGCUAUGGUAAUGGCAGAAUCGAAAUCACUGUGUCGAAUGUGUCCCUUCUCCAUUGUUGUGCUGUAUUUCUAGGUAUGACUGAGAAAGUCUUCGCUGGAAAUCUCCUGCAUCAAACGGAGAGUUUUUUGGCCGGAUUGUUUUACUGGUCCUGGAAUGACAUAGUUUUGAGUCUGAAGAAUUGUCAGUCGUUCUUGUCGUACGCAGAUUCUUGUGGUCUUGUGCAAAAGCUCAUUUGUGCAUUGAUAGCAAAGAUUGCUCAGAAUUCUGAAAUGAACCUCAUUGCUUCAACAUCUUCAUCUUCUUCUUCUCCAGAAACUGUUUCUGGGUUCAGAUUUUCUGCCUCAUCAAAAGCUACUCCUGAGUCAAUCAAGGUCUCAAAAUCAAGCAAAGCUUGGUGGUUUGAUGACAUGACUGUCUUAUGCCCACAAAUUAUUGAAAGGGUCAUCAAGAGUUUGGGGGCUUAUGGUGUUGAGAACAAGAGCUUAAAACUCACAAAGUUCCUCCUUCAUUACCUGAAAAGCACAGUUCAUGGUAAAGGCAGUACAUCAGGUUCUGUGAAUUCAAGGUCUGAAUAUGGUGGUCUAGCUGACACAGCUGUUUAUGGGGUGAUUUCUGUGGGGAAAAAUGAAUUUUCUUGCAGGAGACUGUUCUGGGUAUUGAGAAUAGUCUCAGGUUUUAGUAUGAGCAAAGCUUGCAGAAUUAGGUUGGAGAGAUUAAUCGGCGAGAUGCUUGAUCAAGCAACACUAGAUGAUUUGUUGGUGUCUGGCCAUGACAAGGGUGUCUAUGAUGUUAAUCUCGUAUUAAGGUUGAUUAGAGUAUUUGUCAAUGUAGAUGGUGUAUCCCUACAAAGGAUGAAGAGGCUUGGUAUUCUAAUUGACAAGUACUUGGGUGAAAUUUCCCCUGAUCAAAACCUGAAGAUUUUGAAAUUUCUUGCUGUUGCAGAGAGUUUGCCUGAUUCAGCCAGGGAUUGCUUUGAUGAAGUCUACAGGGCUAUUGAUAUCUACCUUGAGUCUCAUCCAACUCUUUCGUUUGAGGAAAGAUCAAGGUUAUGUAGAUGCCUGAAUUGCUCAAAGCUCACCCUCGAAGCAUGUAAAGACCUUGCAAAGAAUCCAAGAAUCCCACCAAAUGUUGCAGUUCAAGCACUUAUGUCCCAGCAAUCCAAGAUACCCCGAGAUCUUGAAGUUGAAUAUGAGAGCAGUCCUAACAAGAACUCCCGAAUGAUAUUGUACCAAUGUAGUUCGGACAUAGAGGAGAAAUGUUCAGAAGAGAAUAACGAGGAACUCAAGCUGAAUCUGCAGAGGAUGCAGUGGAGGGUGCUGGAGUUGGAGAACGUGUGUAAGGAAAUGAAGGGUCAGAUGUCAAGGUUGGUAAGGCAUAAUGUCAUGAUUGCCUCCUCUCAGGGUAGAGCAUUGCCAAGACUCUGUUGAAGCUCUUUGCAUGGAAAAUAAUCAAUAAAAAAAUCUCCAUAUGUACAAGAUUCUAUUCUUACUGCAAGUUAUAAUAUAGAGAAAAUUGCUAA